Osmerus eperlanus (European smelt) is the source of this 2552-nucleotide messenger RNA. Its product is annotated as regulator of G-protein signaling 14-like. The transcript has 14 exons. Lineage: Eukaryota; Metazoa; Chordata; Actinopteri; Osmeriformes; Osmeridae. Gene Ontology annotation, molecular function: GTPase activator activity. The record is from RefSeq and is a predicted model, not a curated record. Gene Ontology annotation, biological process: signal transduction; spindle organization; regulation of G protein-coupled receptor signaling pathway. The coding region runs from base 37 to 1911 and encodes 624 amino acids. Gene Ontology annotation, cellular component: plasma membrane; nucleus; cytoplasm.
CACACACACACACAAACACACUCUCACACAGAGAGCAUGUUUUUAAGGCACGACCACCUUGGAAUAACCAAUAUACAUCCAGCAUUGGCUGCGUCUGAUGGAGAGCUGAACGUGGCACCUGAGGAGCGGGGGGGCGUGGCCGAGCUAGGCCACACCUCCAGCAGCAACUCCAGCCUACCCACAGUGCCGAGCGGCGGGGGGAGUGGCGUUGGCAAGGUGGCGAGCUGGGCCGUGAGCUUUGAGAGGCUGCUCAAGGACCCGACAGGAGUCCUGUACUUCACGGCUUUCUUGAGGUCAGAGGUCAGUGAUGAAAACAUCCUGUUCUGGCAGGCCUGCGAGAGGUUCCGACACAUACCAUCCAAUCACACAGAUAAACUGAACCAGGAAGCUCGGUCCAUCUACACCAACUUCCUGUCGUCCAGCGCCAGAUAUUCUGUCAACGUAGAUGACACUGUCCGUGUUGAAGAGGACAUGAGGAACCCCCAACCUGACGUUUUCAACAGCGCUCAGCAACAGAUAUUCAAGCUGAUGAAGUUUGACAGCUACCGCCGUUUCGUGCGCUCCCAGCUGUUUCAGAGCUGCAUGCUGGCUGACGUGGAGGGCAGGCCACUGCCGGAGCUCUCUACCCUCACACAGAGCCCCCAAGCUGGGCACGCCAGCGCCAACAGUAGCCCCUCCCGCUCUGACGCAAGCAGGGCGGCGGAACGCAAGCUCAAAGAGGGGUCAAAGCUGAAGCCAGGGAGGAGCCCCCCUGUGGAGCACAGAGCAGAGAAGAAGAGAGGAGGAGGUCUGGCCAAUAAACUCUCACGAGACAGACGGCAGGAGAAGAGAGGAUCUUGGGGAGCAGAGCUAGCCAAUCAUGCUGCUGCAUUGCAAUCUGACCCUCUGAGCAUGCCCAGACAAGCGGGUGCUGUGCAAGGAGAAAAAGUGUCUAGUGUAGGCGGAGCUGAGAAGUACUGCUGCGUCUAUCUCCCAGAUGGCACUGCCUCAUUGGCUCCCACCAGGCCAGGGCUCCCCAUUCGGAGCAUGCUGAUUGGCCUGUGUGAGAAAAGGGGCCUCCCCCUCUCUGAUGUCACCAUCUAUCUGCAAGGGAAAAACAAACCUCUCUCUAUGGACCAGGACAGUUCCAUUUUGAAGGAGCAGCAGGUGUAUCUGGACCUCAGCAUCUCCCUCAUGGUGUCAUUGGCCUGGACAGGGGGCACUAUGGGUAUUGUAGUGAAGUCCAGUAAGACUCUACAGGAAGUGCUGAACCCUCUCCUGCAGAAGCACCGUCUGCGACCACAGGACGUCCUUGUUACCAUGAUUGGGACCAGAGAUGUCCUUAGUAUGACCAGGACGGUCAGCUCUCUGACCAUCAAACACAUAACACUGGAAAGAGUAAAAGGUGGAGAACAGUCCGGAACCUCCAGAUUGCCCCCCCCGGUCAACCUGUCCUCCCAGGGAAGCAGCUCCCUCCCUUGGGACAGCAGCAGCACGGGCGCCCCCCUCCCAGAGGACUGCUCCAGGGCCAGGCAGAAGAGACCGAGCCCACGAAGGCCCUACGACAUGGAUGGUCUGAUGGAGCUGCUGUCGUCGGCCCCGUACUGCUGUAGUGUGGAGGACCAAAGAGGCCUGCUGAAAAGAGAGAUGCUAACCCUGCCAGACUUCCUACAGUGCCCCCUGGAGGGCACACACACUCCGGAGGACCUCGGGCCCCAUGCCUGGAGAGAGGGACAGGGGGAGGAAAGGAGGAGGACGAGGAGUGAGAACGGACAGAUGAACAGUCCUGCCCGAGAUGUUGCUGAAGCCACGCCCAUAGCCUGGAUACCGUUUCCUAGUAACGUAGCCCUCACUCAGAAAGGGGGGGGACAGAAGGGACCACCUCUCUCGCAGAGCCCCUCCCCAGACCCAGGCAGGGAGACAGAAGUGUGAGGAACAACCACACCCUGGUGGUGCUCUUUUGUAAAAUGCUGUGCCAGAAGUGCACUUUAUUUUGGUGACCUUGCAUGCAGAUAUUGCUAAAACCCGGAAAAAAUAGUUUAACAAAUGUUUACUUGACAUAACAUAAGCUUUUGGAUUGGAUAAACAAAUUGUAAAGGACAAGAAAUGUCAUAGGGUUAGGGUUAUGGUGUCAACAUAGUUUUCUUAUGGGUAAUGCAUCUGUAACUUAUGUAACUAAAAUGAAUUACAUGGCAAUUCCCGAGGUCAUUCACAUUUGUGACAUGAUUAUAAAGCCCAGGAUGACAAAAGAUAUAAACACAAAGAACAGGUGGCAAAAGUACUAUCGCAAAACCCAUGUCCUCUAAAAUGGACAAAAAUGAAUUAUUGGGUCUCAGGAGUCUAUACUGAAUGGGUCGUUGAGCCAGGCACUGAAGGAUGAGGACGUUAGCUUGACGAUGUGAAGCUGCAGAGAGUUCUAGAAGCUGUGAGAGCUCCAGGGGAGUUUGUCUGCUGACAGACAGACGCUUGGUCUGUCUCUGUGUUCAGAAUCUGUACGUACGUUUCGAAAGAUAUCAUUAAAAGGCUGACAACUGGAUACUGGGAUAGUUUGCCUUCUUGUUCUCUCUUGCAUG